AUGGAUUCAUUCGCCAUAACCGAGAGCCUGGUCCCUCAGGAGCAACAGGAGGGUUCAACGCAAUCACCCGAAUUGACUGAGGAGACCAACAAAUUCCAACGUGCCAUUGCAGCCUGGAGAGGUAUUGACUUGACCAGUACCAUUGCGAAACUCGACACCACUGCCACCGGCAUCGUCGAACAGCAGCGCGAUGCACUUGUGCAACGAAAGGAUCUGGCACAGAAGACAAAAGAUUAUAAGAAGCUGGAUGAUGAGGCCAAGCUAUCUGAAUAUAAGGGACUGCUGAAGGCAUAUCAGUCUUUUAUCGAUCUCCUGACCAAUCAGGGGAAAACGUCAUCGUCCUCGUUCCUGCAGCUGUACUCCUCAUUAUCGGAGGCCCCGGAUCCAUACCCUCUCCUCGAAGCUUCCGUCGACUCUCUUGUCCUUUCUGAAGAUACUCUCCCGAAACUGACUUCGGAGCGAGAUCAAUUGCAGAAGUCAGUCAACCGCCUUACGAAACAACAAGAGGAAACCGAGAAACGCCUUUCAGAGGAGCGUGCCGCACGAAAGAAGCUGGAAGAGAGCCAGGAAUCCAAAGCCAAGGAGAUCGAAGCAUCAUGGGAGGCAGUCUUGACGGAGAAGGCGAACAACUGGGCCGCAAAGGAAAAGAGCUUAGAGGAGAAAGUGGAGAACCAGGACCGACUCAUCAAGGAGCUCAAGGCAAGCUAUGAAGUUUCUCAACGGCUAGGCGAGGGUGGAGAUCAGAAUGAUGAUGGUGAAGGCGCGCGCAGCGGUGCUACCGCGGCCGAGCUUGAACUCGUUUCUGCCGAUCUGGAGAAGACUAGCUUGAGACUGGCAGACGUGGAAGCGCGCAACGAACAAAUGCGACUCGAGCUGGCUCAAGCCGCUUCACACUCCUCGGGCCCGGUGUCUGUUGAAGAUGACCCCGAUUACCUCCGUCUUCAGUCCGAAAACUCUUCUUUGCUGCGGAAGCUUGAUGCUGCCCGGUUUGCCAAGGACUCAGAAAGACACACCUGGGAAGCGAAGCUGCUCCAGUCCGAGAGAACUGCUUCUAAGGCAUCUCUGGAGAGAGAAGAGCUGCGCGUGCGGUUAACAAAGAUGGCUGACUACGACGAGAUUCGCCGAGAACUGGACAUGAUCAGAUCAGUUGAAUUCGCAGGAGACGAUGAUGAAGCUGAGGACAAGGCUCCUGAUAGCGCUGCGAAUGAAAAUGGUGAUGCGUCCAAAACCAAGGACAAAAAUUCCUUGGAGCAACUGCUCAUGGGACGGAACAAGAAGUUAACAGAAGAUCUCACACUUCUGCGAGUAUCACACCGUGACAUUCAAGGCCAGCUCGAGACACUAAGAAAUGAGCUCUCGACGUCAAAGGAAGAGCUUGAAAAGUCCCGGAGUCUAUCAAGUACCCUCGAGAAUGAUCUCCUCCGUGUACAAGAAGAGGCCUCCAAUGCGUUCCCAUCUUCGGCUAUGUCUGUCGCAGGAACCUACUCCUCCAGAUACCCACACUCUGCCCGAAGAGGCGCAUCUUCCCCUACCUCAUCCAUUAUCUCUGGCUUUGACCAGAGCGCCGCAUCCGCGAAUACCAUGGAUUCAAUCCGAGCUGGAGAGGCUGUCGGCGGCGGUUCUGGCCUUCUGCCCAUGAUCCAAGCUCAACGAGACCGCUUCAAGAAGAAGAAUGCGGAGCUUGAAGCAGAGUUGUCCAAGCUAUAUGCCACCGUCAAGUCUCUCCGCCAGGAGGUUGCGUCUCUUCAAAAAGACAACCUGAAUCUCUACGAAAAGACUCGCUACGUUUCAACGUAUAACCGUGGCCAAGGUGCCUCGACGUCUGCCUCGUCGUAUGCAAACACUCCCGCCUCAACCUCGAUCUACACCUCAGCAGACACGCCAUCUGGUCUCUCCCUCAAUCGCUAUCAAUCCGCCUACGAGGCUCAAAUCUCACCCUUUGCCGCAUUCCGGGGCCGAGAGUCAACACGGGCUUAUAAGCGUAUGAGCCUCCCCGAGCGCAUCGUCUUCUCCCUGACCCGCGUCAUUCUUGCCAAUCGAACGAGUCGCAAUCUCUUCGCUACCUACUGUUUCGCGCUUCAUAUCCUGUUGUUUGUCGUGCUGUACAUGAUGAGUACCACGCAGAUCGAACAGCACAGUGCGAUGAGCGCCGUCGGUAGUGCGGCCGCAGCCUACGGCAGCUCCGGCAGUGUCGGUGGGAGCGGCAGCGGGAGUGCCCAAGGGGGACCGUUGAAAGGGGAUGACUGGCAGCAGGAAGGAUUUAGCUAA
Penicillium olsonii is the source of this 2268-nucleotide messenger RNA. NCBI's taxonomy places the organism in Eukaryota, Fungi, Ascomycota, Eurotiomycetes, Eurotiales, Aspergillaceae. The record is from the annotation of a GenBank genome assembly.